GCUGCUGCACUGCCAAAGGCGGAAGUAGAUCUCAGCUGUUUUGUUGUGUUGUUUUUCUUCACUCUGACGGAAACAAUGGCGGUGAGUGCGGUUCACCUGGAGUCUGACGCCUUCCUGGUGUGUAUGAACCACGCUCUGAGCACAGAGAAGGAGGAGGUGAUGGGUCUGUGUAUCGGGGAGGUAGAGAACACCCGCCUGGUCCACAUCCACUCAGUCAUCAUCCUCCGCCGCUCAGACAAGAGGAAGGACCGGGUGGAGAUCUCCCCGGAGCAGCUGUCCGCGGCCUCAACCGAGGCGGAGAGGCUGGCCGACAUAACCGGCAGGCCGAUGCGGGUGGUUGGAUGGUAUCACUCUCACCCUCACAUCACCGUGUGGCCCUCGCACGUCGACGUGCGAACCCAGGCUAUGUACCAGAUGCUGGACCAGUGUUUCGUGGGCCUCAUCUUCUCCUGCUUUAUCGAGGACAAGAACACCAGGACCGGCCGCGUCCUCUACACCUGCUUCCAGUCCGUGCAGGCGCAGAAAGGCUCCGAAUAUGACCGUGUAGAGAUACCGAUCCACGUCGUUCCGCGAGAGGCCAUCGGUAAAGUCUGCCUGGAGUCUGCCGUGGAGCUACCGCGAAUCCUGUGCCAGGAGGAGCAGGACACGUACCGUAAGAUCCACAGCCUAGCUCACCUGGACCCCGUUACCAAGAUCCACAAUGGUUCCGUGUUCACCAAGAACCUGUGCAGCCAGAUGUCAGCGGUGAGUGGGCCGCUGUUGCAGUGGCUGGAGGACCGGUUGCAGCAGAACCAGCAGAGCAUCGUGGAGCUGCAGCGGGAGAAGGAGACGCUGCUGCUGGAGCUGAGUGCUCUGUGAACAGGGGAAGGCUCUGAUAGCUCUUUAAGAAUUUUCUGUAGGAUGACAGUUAAGGUAUUCAUUCUAAUCUGAAUCAAUUUUCAAACAAUAGAGAAUAUUUAUUUCUUACAUUAAAUACAUACACACUUAAAGAAAUGGAGCAAUACUAUCUCCAAACCAACCAUGGGCACUAGAAGAUCUACAACCGCCUUAAUGAACGCUUGUUGGGAUAGUCUGCAGAAAGUGUAAAAAUGUAUGUGAAGGUUAUGGGAUGUAAAGGGGCUGCUGUGUGUUAAUAUCGUGUCAUUAUAAAAUAAAACGUAUAUUUCUGUA
Molecule: messenger RNA, 1170 nt
Organism: Cynoglossus semilaevis (tongue sole)
Lineage: Eukaryota; Metazoa; Chordata; Actinopteri; Pleuronectiformes; Cynoglossidae
Gene: brcc3
Product: BRCA1/BRCA2-containing complex, subunit 3
Exons: 1
Coding region: 76-858 (260 amino acids)
Biological process (GO): DNA repair; protein K63-linked deubiquitination
Cellular component (GO): BRCA1-A complex; BRISC complex
Molecular function (GO): cysteine-type deubiquitinase activity; protein binding; metallopeptidase activity
Source: RefSeq, a predicted model, not a curated record